Molecule: messenger RNA, 4996 nt
Organism: Zophobas morio
Lineage: Eukaryota; Metazoa; Arthropoda; Insecta; Coleoptera; Tenebrionidae
Exons: 7
Coding region: 2105-4282 (725 amino acids)
Molecular function (GO): sequence-specific DNA binding
Source: RefSeq, a predicted model, not a curated record
AUUUUAAAGAAGCGAGAUUUGCGGACGUUGGGGUGAGGGAAGUUCUGUCUAAAUAACCUUAGACCAAUUUUACAUUGUUCAAAAACAGCAAAGUCUAGUAGGAAAAAACAGCGUUUUAGGCACUAAUCCGAAAAUUGACUAUUUUCUGGAUUGAGUGUGAAAAUUGUCGUUUUACGGAAUUAAUUGCAUUUUUGGGAGCGUACACUAAAAAGUGAAUUUUUGACACCAGAUCUUCCAAAAGUGUAAAGUAAACAACUACACAUGCUUUUUUAAAACCAAUUUUACAGGGUUACAUUUCUCUGGAUGUUUAUAAAAAGUGUGUGGAAAAAGGAAACCGACCUAAUUUAACACUUUUUUUUUCCUAAAAUAAUUAUUUGAAUUACAAAAAUUCCCUUCUAAUUUUUCAGAGUAAUUUCCUAAGAUAUCCAAUUUUUCAACCCGAUGAAUUUUCAGGUCGCCAUAAAUUUGGAAUGAAAGAGCCCAUUGUUGUAUCCCUCUCGACAAUAUCCUUCAAGUUCGUUUACCCACAUACUUUAUUUGCCUACUAAUAAAAGUUUACAAUCUAAAAGUUAAACAGCUCCAGCCCCUGAAUUGUAAACCCAUAAAUUAGAACCUUCGGCGCAAGACUGGCAGUAGCCUACGGCUGAACAGGACCGUAUCCCUUCAACACUACUUAAAAAUAAUUAUUGUAUUACUUGCAUCACUAUUUAUGUAGUUUUUUAGUUUUAUUAUGACGAACGAUUAUUUUUCUGAAUACAACCCUGAAAUCGACGCAGAUUUCGCCCUGGACCCUACGCUGUUCGACCGUUGCGCACGUGGUUGGCGGCAAUAUUAGCUACGGUUUCGGCUGAAUUUGUAAGGGGUCGCUUUAACAAAUCACACGAUCGAUAAAUAAGAAAUCACAUAAUUCCCGUCGAUGUAAUCCGAAAGUAGACUCAAACUUUCGUGAACAAUUACAUCGACAUUCUCAUUACGUGUAACAACAUCCAAUCUUGCAGGCUACAUUCUGCAACUUUCUUUUUUUAUGCGAUAAAAAAGGGAAUUAGAGUUGGCCUCGAUUAUAGCACAACCGGAAAUUCUAUUCCACACUUGUCACAACACUCUGAGCUUAAAUUAACGGACGGCAGGUACGACAUUCUUUUUUUGCCGCUCGCUGGUAAUAGCAUUAUAAGUGUUAUACAUAUAUGAUUUUAUAAAAAGAGUUUCGUUUUUUCGUGAUGUAGCGUUUAAAAACCGCGAAAUUUCCUGUAGCCAUGAUUCAUACACGUAACUCAAAUACACAGAUGUUUACCAAAAUCUAACGAACCAACUUAAUCACCGGCCUGAUAAAAUUUAAAACGCGAAAAUGCAUAUUCAUGAGGCUGUGUGAACCGUAAAAACGCCGAACCAUUCGUGUCACCCUGGGAAUUCACCCCAGUUUUAAAAUAUUCUGCCACGUGACGGUUCUGGACGUAAUUUAGUACGUUUAAUGGUGUUGAGUUUGUGCGUCGCGGUAAAAAUGAAAAAUAAAGGAUGCGGGAUGUGGUGAAAUGUUGGAUGAGUAUAGUGCACCAACGAAAACAGUGGUUUUAUAGUUUUGAUUUUUCCAAUCGCUGUUCUUGUUGGUGAACUAUACGAGGACCAACUUAUUAUAUUAAUCUCUUUUGAACUUAAUGUAGUUAUGUUGGUACUUUUCCACUUCAACUCGUUUUUUGCGAGUACCUCUCGUAAACAGCGACUGUUUACCAAGCGCACCAGCUAAUUGAUAAAAUCGUGCUCGUUGGGAAAUUCGUGCCCCACUUGGGCAAUUUCCCUCUCCGCGCCUCAAAAGUUCCUUGAUCCCGCGACGUCCUGGCACAUUUCUCGGUACCACUGCGCAACCAAAGCAAACAUCACCUUCCCAUAUUAGCACCGCGCCACUUAUCAAGAUUACACCAGUGACGUAACGGCGCGUAAAUUGGGCCAGCCGACCCAGUUCCUUAUCACGUUUACUCUUUAUUUAACCCGACACGAUCCCAUUAGGUGCGAGCGGAAGGUUGCUGGUACGUCAUUCCAUCCGGUUGUAAACCCAGAGAACCUCGGUUUCGACACGCAGUGAACUCUGAACUUGAUGUGAGGCACUGCAAUGCCACAGUGUGCGGUGGUGGGUUGCAACAGUUCCCACAGGAAGACCAAAGGGGGCUCGAUCAGGUACCACCGGUUCCCGGGGGACUCGGCCACGAGGGCCCGCUGGGUGCAGGCGUGCGGCAAGUUCGUCCAGAACUGCUCCACGGCGAGGAUUUGUUCGUUGCAUUUCACGGACGAGAGCUACGAGAGGGAUGUGCAGCACGAGUUGUUGGGGCUGCCGACGAGGUGCCGUCUGAAGAAGGGGGCUACGCCGGACAGGAACCUCCCGGGGGACUUCCUGAAGGAGGAGACGCUGCCGGAUAGCGCCAUCGCGAUUCUGCUGGCGGUGGGGCUCGUGCCUGCGGCGAAGGUGCCGAGGCAGAUCUCUGGAGGGCUACCCCAAGACCUGACCAAAAUGCAAAUAAUGGAGGACGUCCGCGAAGGUUGCAGCGUCCAGCCUUCCUCGCCCGGCCACGCCGAAGAACGCUUAAACAAUGACGAAACCAGCAAAGCGACCGCAGACCCCGAGGAGAACGGCUUCGAAGAGGACACCUCCAUGAACAACCACAUCGACGACAUACCAAAGAAAGAGCCCGAGGGCUCGGAACCCAAGGAAGACAAGUGCGAGCCCGAGAACGGCGACUCCACCAAACCCGACAACGCGCUCGAAGCCAACAACGUGAACGAGGAGAGCUCGAGCAACACCAGCUCGGAGGAGGCGCCCCAGAAGCGGAAAUCGACGGAGAGCCAGGACUCGGCGAACAAGCGGCUGCGGAUGGACAUCCAGGAGAACUUCAUCUCCAGGGAUAAGAUCUUGAACGAGUUCAUCGAGAUGGCGGACUGCGGGACCGUGGAGCAGCUGCAGGUGCAGACCGAGCAGAUCCUGGCGGAGAUCCGGACGCUGAACGAACUCGCGAAAGAGAAGGAGCGGGAGUGGAACAACAUAAUCCACUUGAAGAAGAUGAAGGAGGAGCUGCUGUUGAGGAUGCAGCGGAAGAAGCAGGUGAUGUUGUUGAGUAGUGACAAGGGCGAGAACGGUGAAGUUCUGUUCGGUGAAUCUCAGACAGAUAGUGUAGGUGAACGGUUAAAGAUUUCGAACCAAAGCAUCCUCAAGGCUAAUCUCACGAACCCGAACAAGACGUUGAAGAUACCGAGCGCGGGGUUCGACAAGAGCAGGCACCGGAAUAUUCUCCCGAAGCCUCCGCAGUACUCUCAGGACUUGAACGGGUCUCUGGACUUCAGGCAGGGUCAGAAGAGACCGGUUCUGGACGUGCAGUCCAUCAUAGCCGACUAUAGACAAAGACAUCCCGAGAUCGUCCCCCGAAGAGGACGCAGAAUUCGCAGCUCAUAUAACGACAGCAAGAACUCAAAUAACCACAUUCUCAACUUCUCGUCUUUAGCACUAGGCUCGGGAGCUCAAGUCCACCAGAAUCUACAAGGGUUGGAUGUUAAUAGCGAACUCGGGAUUCUUCUAAACGCCAUGGAUUCGAACCGAGUCGACUCGUCUAGACCUUCAAGUGCUGAGUCUUCCACCCCGCACGAACCCUCGUUCAAAGACAUGCUGGUGCAGUUCGCCAAAUUGUCACAAAGCGAGCGCCACGAGCUCAUCCAGAACGCCAUCAAGCCGCCGCCGCCGUACCCGGAAGUCACCGUUCACCCGGUGCCCACCACCACCACCGUAGCACCCACCAACUCCUUGCUCCAUGGUAUUUUAACAAAGAGUCCAUCUAAGGCAAACACGAAGACUUCGUUCAGUCCGACGCUAGCCCGGCUUCUGACAGCUCCAGAACGAGGGAACGCCUCUCCAACAACCACAGCCAUUGGGAAUAAUCUAAACAGCUCCGCGAAUAUGUCCAUUUCGGAAAUUCUUUCCACCAGCAAGGCCAGGAACGAAAUCACGAUAACUCCAGUGAGCAACCAGUACGACUCGCCUCACAAGGGAAAGUCGAUGACCCAGGAGGAAGACGAGGCCGAAGACAGCGCCGACCGGCUGGUGAUCGACGAAAGCAGCGAGGUCCUGGACGGCAGAGGACGCGGCGACAACAGUUCCGACGCCGGCGACGAGGUCCCCCAGUGCCAGGGGUGCAACCAGAAGUCAGCUCUCUUCGUGUGCGCGGGUUGCGGCAACCAGUGGUACUGCAGUCGGGAUUGCCAAGUGUCCGCAUGGGACGAACACUCUGAAGUUUGCUCUGGUUAAAAUUCAAAUCCGUUAUUUUUAUACUUGCAUGGUAACAAAGUUAUGCGUUCUUUAAGAAUUAAAAUUUGCACCAAACAAAUUUGGUACCUGUACUAAAAUUGAUGCAAUGAGAUUAUAGCAUUCCUUUGAGAGAGAAAUUCUUGCCUUGACUUUGUAGUGCUGUAGCUAUGAUUAUCGUCACUGCAUCAAUGUGGCUUAAGUUCGUUUGAUAGUAGAACCAAAGAUAUCCAAAGCUUCGAGUUCAUUUCUGAUGCAUUUUUGCUACGAGUAGGCUAUGAUCCAAAUUCAAACAGCAUUUAAAUCAAAUGGAAACGCCGUAUUUGAAAAGUUGUUAUUUUGUACAAGAGAAUUAUAUACGUAUUUACAAGAAAUGCCAAAAUUUUGAUGAUCCAAACUGAGUUAUUUUUAUGGGAGUCGAUUAGUUUGUGAGUAAGAAACAAUCAAUAGCCAGUGCAGAAAUCUAUUUAUGUUACCUAUAAAUGUAGAUUAUCUUCCUAUUUAUGAAUUUGUACUAGUCAGUUAAGUUGUAGUUACCCAAAUGAGUUUUGCAAUGUUCGUUUUAUGUGUUGUGUAAGUGCCAUUUAUGUAAGGGUUGUGUAAUUUUUUAUGUUUCUAUCAUUACGUUAGGUUAGGUUUCUGUAAGAUACAACACUGUGAUAUCCACUAUUGGAUCAACGAUACUUAAUUUAAAUUAAAGCCGGUAUCUUUCAUAAA